GUGGUGGUAAUGCACCUAUUUACGUUGGUUGCCGGCCACCGUUAAAAACCAAGAAGAAGAAGAAGAAGUUACGAAUAUCUGGCAACUCGUAAAGCGAUCCAUGAACAUAUGCGGUAGUAGGAAGUGGUGAGGAGAGAACGCCAGUGCGGGCGGUUAAAGGGGGCUGCAGGAUAUUUUAAUAUCCUUCAGAAUAAAUCGUCUUGAUAGCACAUCUCCAUAUAUCACUGCUGUUGGAGCUAAACUCUGCAGGAAAGUGGACCUCGGGGACCAGAGUUGAGAACCCCUGUAUUAAACAGUGAGACAGUUGUUAUACUUUGUUAUUGGUGUAAACAGAAAGAUGUCACCAGAUGAAUUAGUCUACCUAGGAAUCCUUGCUGCAUCAAUACCUGUAGGAUUCCUCUUCCGCUACCUAAGUCCUCCAGUCAAGCAGGGGGCAGCAUUGCUGUUAGGUUUGAUCAUCGCCAUAGCAACCUGUGGGCUCCACACUCUACACUCUCUAUUUACAGUGUUAGGAACAUGGCUGAUUAUAAAGAUCAACUGGCGAAGUGCCCCUGCUCUGUCUUUGGGUUGGACGUUUCUGUACCUCUUCUUUUUCCGUCUGGUCACCUGGUUUGGCCUUCCUCAACCAACACCUUUUGCCAAUGCCAUUCAACUUCUUUUAACUUUGAAGAUGGUCAGUUUAGCCAAUGAGAUUAAAAGUUAUCACUUGGAGAAGAAAAAGGAAGUGAGCACCUUCACCAAAUCCCCAGUGGUGGGAGUACUUUCCCAUGAGCCUUCACUUUAUGACAUUAUAUCAUACAGCUACUGCUAUGUGGGCAUAAUGACAGGUCCCUUCUUCCGUUAUCAGACGUAUGCAGACUGGUUGCAGCAGUCCAAUCCUCUGUCAUUGCCAGGUAAAGAGCCCUGCCUGCAGAGCCUGAAGAUGGUGCCCGUUUACGGAGCUCUCUUCAUAGCCGUCAACUCCGUCUUUCCCUUGUCCUAUGUCCGUACUGAUGAAUUCCUGGACCACAACUAUUUUUACAGGUUUUUCUACAUGGUGGCGAUUUUCUUUGUGUUCCGGAUGCGUUUCUACUCUGCGUGGUGUGGGGCAGAGGCUGGCUGCAUCAGUGCGGGUCUAGGCUGUUACCCCCAGGGGGCGCUGUCCAAACCUGGAGGAGGGCCAACGGUGAAAUAUAGUCCUGAUCCAGACACAGCUGUGGAGUAUGACUUUAAAACGAUCCAGAACAUUGACUGUUAUAACACAGAUUUCUGUGUAAAGGUUCGGCAUGGCAUGCGCCACUGGAACAUGACUGUGCAGUGGUGGCUUCACCACUACAUCUACCCCAAUGCUCCUUUCAGAGCGUAUGCUCUCAGGGCUGGAUGGACUAUGCUAAUCAGUGCUUAUUGGCAUGGCCUCCAUUCUGGUUACUACCUCUCUUUUCUCACUAUCCCACUGUGUAUCGCAGCAGAAUCGGCCAUGGAGGCAUCAGUCAGAGCCCGUCUAGGGCCGAAGGGCCAGAAUAUCUUCGACUGGAUCCACUGGUUCCUUAAGAUGAGGGCUUACGACUACAUGUGCAUGGGUUUUGUUCUCCUGAAGGCCAGCGACACCAUCAACUACUGGAGCUCCAUAUACUUCAUAAUUCACAUCAUCGCUGUUGCUUGUAUAGCAUUAGGACAAGUGAUGAAAGGAGGUAAAAAGAGAGAGAGAAGGGAAGGAGAGAAAGAGGAUGUGGUAAGAGAUAAGGCUGAGUGAAAAGAAUGCGAUGUUCAUGCUGAUAACCGGAGAGUUGGUAUGUUUACAAAA
Messenger RNA from Sinocyclocheilus anshuiensis, 1783 nucleotides. RefSeq names its product lysophospholipid acyltransferase 7-like. Gene Ontology annotation, molecular function: lysophospholipid acyltransferase activity. Bases 338 to 1732 code for a protein of 464 amino acids. Gene Ontology annotation, cellular component: mitochondria-associated endoplasmic reticulum membrane contact site; membrane. The transcript is spliced from 9 exons. The record is from RefSeq and is a predicted model, not a curated record. Gene Ontology annotation, biological process: lipid modification; phosphatidylinositol biosynthetic process. Lineage: Eukaryota; Metazoa; Chordata; Actinopteri; Cypriniformes; Cyprinidae.